AUGGGUGCGGGUACGCCGGUGGCUCUGGCCGGGUGGGCGGGGGGCAGCGUGUGCGGCACGUUGGAGGCGGCCUCCCGCGCGCUGCGCCUGGCGCCGCUGCCCGCGUGCACGCGCUCGCGGCUGCGCGCCGCCGUCGUGGGCUGGCUCGCCGUGCGGCUGCGCUGGAGGCGCACGCUCCUGGUCGCUGCGCCGGAGUCCUCCGAGUGCUCGGCCGCGCUACGAGACGUGCGCAGGAAUUUCAUAACCGCCGGGGUCUCCGUCCGAACGGGGCCUAUCUCCACCGAUGAGCUAUCUUAUCAUCCCCAAGUGGUGGUUAUAUGUGCUGCUCUACGCGGUGAGUUGGCCGCAGUCGAGGGGGAGUGGGCCCCGACGCGCGCCACGCCCACGGUGCUGCUCCUGCACGUCGACGAGCCUCCGCUCGACACAGACGCGCGCGCCCCCAGCGCCCCCCACGCCUUCACUCAAAGCAAUACAACUCUAGAUUUAAGAACUUUGCCUUACCGAAAAAAAAUAGAAAAUUUAUCGCGAGUCCCGGUAACGGCCCAACCGGAAAACUCAAAUUUAUCGUUAUUUUAUCCGAAAUCGUACAAGAAAAGUUUCUCGUCGCCGCCGACCUUCUCAUCCGUAAACAAAGCCGCGGCACCCUAUCGCAAUAAGAGGGCUCGUUACGAAGUCGAAACGUCGCAAUCUAUGACCUCGAAGCCUGUUUUUCGGGGUGAAAACAACGUAAACAUAAUAAAAACAGAUACCGGCUCUGAUUCUGUAAGAAACGAUUCGCUACUAAUAUAUAAAUUACGGAACAUAAAACGACUUAAUGUCGUCGAUAUGUUCGAGAAGAGCUCUCGCAGGAUGCGGCGCGACUUAACACCUGAGGAGACGCCCUUCCCUGCCCUGAAGAUUCUCGAAACCGUCGUCUCUCAACUGGGCAACACCCUGCGGCGGCGGAUUUUAUUUCUUAGUCAACGACGUCUCGAAGUUGAAUAUCCGACUGCUUUUCUUGUACAGGAGGCAUACGAUGAAAUUCUCAACGUCAUCCAACUGAAUGAAAACAGAACCGGAAUGGAUGUAAUCGGGAGAAAGGAUUUUUUUUUGUAUGAAAAAGUACAAACGGACAGCACGGUCAGGGGAUGGAGUAAGAUAGCCAUUUUAACGGCAACUUCGACAGCAGUCCAGCGGGACAUCGAGGAUUGGUCGGCGUCAGUUAUGGUGACGAACUCGACUCAUAGUUUCGAGCGACUGAGCGAGGAGCGGGAGGAGGAAAUAGGCUCGGGAGUAUCGAUACCGUUCCUCGCGGGGAGUUUGGCAGUCGCGGUGGCAGCGGCGGCGGCGGUCGCGCUAGGCUUUCGGUGGGCAGCGACGCGUCGGCGACAGCGGAAGCGGCGCGGGGACGCUGUUCUCGUACCGACUGAGUUUUCAUUUCCGGCGGAUGAACUGCGCCGUGUCGGUGAAGGCAUGGAGACAAUGCUAUCGUGCUGGCUGCAGCAGCUGCACGAGUUCGGAGGACCAGAACUAGAGCGACCGGACCUAUUGAAGCAGCCACCGCGCCCGGCACCCGCGCCUUCCGCGCCCUCUUCCACCUGCAGCAUCAACCGUGUCGCCCUCGAUCGACGCACCCGAUACAAGGGAGAUGCGGUCUAUAUGAAAUAUCUGCCGACGGCCGCGGUGAUGGAACUGAAGCUAAAAGCGACCGACGUACUGCUCGUGAUGCAGUCCCUGCGACACGAGAACCUCAAUCCAUUUAUCGGCGAGAUGAGACUGAUCGAGUACGCGUGUAAUACUUUUCGUACACCUUUCGGGCUCGUUCAUAAACCCGUUACGGUUCACCUCACCCGGAUGGAUAAGUCCGGUCAAAGAGCGCCCGGGUGCCUAUGUGAAGCACGGCCGGCGUUGGUGUUCGAUCACUGCGGACGCGGCUCUCUCGAAGACGUGCUGAUGGCAGAUGAGAUUAAACUAGAUUGGACUUUCCGCCUUUCACUACUGACUGAUCUGGUGAAGGGCAUGCGGUACCUACACGCAUCGCCCCUGCGCGUGCACGGUAGACUGUCGUCGCGCAACUGCGUGGUGGACUCGCGCUGGGUACUCCGUGUCACCGAUUACGGCAUGCCAGCAUUUUACCGAGCGCAAGGAUUACCUACAUCUGAGCGAUCGUCUAGAGAACUACUGUGGACGGCGCCGGAGCUGUUACGAGAGUCCCGCGGUACUGGACGUGGCACACAGCCGGGUGACGUAUUCUCCUUCGCCAUUAUCAUGCAGGAGGUGAUAGUGCGCGGCGAGCCUUACUGUAUGCUAGCCCUCACUCCUGACGAAAUUCUGGAAAAAGUAUCGCACCCUCCGCCACUGAUCCGCCCGUCCGUGUCGAUGGGCGCGGCGCCGCCAGAGGCCGUGAGUGUGAUGCGUCAGUGCUGGAGCGAGGCGCCCGACCUGCGCCCUGACUUCCAGCGUCUGCAUGACAUCUUCAGACACCUGCACCGCGGACGUAAAAUAAACAUUGUCGACUCUAUGUUCGAGAUGCUCGAGAAAUAUAGCAAUAAUUUAGAGGAACUGAUCAGGGAGAGAACCGAGCAACUGGAUAUGGAGAAGAAGAAGACCGAGCAGCUUCUUAAUAGGAUGCUCCCAAGAUCAGUGGCGGAGCGGCUCAUGUUGGGGUCCCGCGUCGAGCCCGAGGAGUUCGAGGAGGUGUCGAUCUACUUCAGCGACAUCGUCGGCUUCACCGCGCUGGCGGCGCGCUCCACGCCCGUGCAGGUACAGAGAGGUACCCGCCCGCCUGGUGCAGCGCGUCGACCAAACAAUACUUACUAUACAGACAUAGGUGCUCACUACGACGGAAUUUUAAGAAAUUCAACCCCUAAGAAGAUUGAAUGCUAUCCUUAUAGUGGUACAUCAAACAACAGUAAUGUGGAGGGAUUCGGCUUUCAGGUGGUCGAUUUGUUGAACGACUUGUACACUACUUUCGACGCGGCGAUCGAACAGUACAAAGUGUACAAGGUGGAGACGAUCGGCGACGCGUACAUGGUGGUGGGCGGGCUGCCGGCGCGCAGCCGCGACCACGCGGAGAGCGUGGCCACGAUGGCGCUGCACCUGCUGCACCUGGCGGGGCGGUUCCGCGUGCGGCACCUGCCCGACACGCCGCUGCACCUGCGCAUCGGCCUGCACUCGGGGCCCUGCUGCGCCGCCGUCGUCGGCCUCACCAUGCCGCGAUACUGCCUCUUCGGCGACACCGUCAACACGGCCUCGCGCAUGGAGUCCACCGGUGCGGCGUGGCGGAUCCAGGUGUCGGCGGCGACGGCGGAGCGGCUGACGGCGGCCGGCGGGUAUCGGCUGCGGUCCCGCGGCCUCACGCAAGUGAAGGGCAAGGGCGCCAUGCACACAUACUGGCUGCUCGGGAAGGACGGUUUCGACAAAACGCUGCCGGUGCCGCCGCCGCUCCCGUCGGAGGAGGUGUUGUUCGAGACCGACUGCGAGAACGAUAGCGAACCGUCGUCGCUUGCGACCGCGACUCCGACGCCGCCGCGUGUCACGCAGGCCAUCGAACGACAGCGCUCCGACCCUUCCUCCGCUCCGGAUAAAUACGCGUGGCAACGUUCCGGGGCGGUAUCGGCGGACAGCAGCCCGCCGCGGACCCCGCACACGCCGCGCGCACCUCCUAUCGAUCACAGCGCCUCGUACUCACGCUACAGAUGCCUGACGGGUAGUGCGCGUGUGCUGCGACGGCAGUGGUCCCUGGAGCGUGGCGAGGCGCUUGCGGCGGCAGCGGGCGCGCGGGCGGUCAACGGCGCUGAACUCGGGGCCGGGGCCGGAGCCGGAGCGGGGGCCGGCUGUAGGGCAGUGGAGGAAGGCGCGCCCGCCGCCCUGCAGCCGGCCGCAGCCCGCGCCCCCGCCGCCCGCUACCGCUUGCGCCCCGAGCCGCCAUUCCCCGACGACGAUGCGCAACGUGCGCGCCCUCCCUGA
Molecule: messenger RNA, 3948 nt
Organism: Diatraea saccharalis (sugarcane borer)
Lineage: Eukaryota; Metazoa; Arthropoda; Insecta; Lepidoptera; Crambidae
Source: the annotation of a GenBank genome assembly